AACACAUCCUUCUUUAGUCCAGUGGAGGGCGCAACAAGUCUACAUUUUGACAGGGGGGUUUUGCCUCUAAUUUAUGAGGGCGAGGGUUAAAAAACUACUGCGCAUGUACGUGCACUAUGCUCCGCCAUCCAGUGGGGUAAUCGUCUUCCUCUUUUGGAGAGAACUUCGCCUGCCUGCCUUUGCAUGCAUUGGAUUUGAUUAUAUUUGUGUUUCGGUCCUCGGUAUGGACUCUCAAAAAGAGGCCUUACAAAGAAUAAUAACCACAUUGGCCAAUAAAAAUGAGGAGCUCCAUAACUUCAUGGAAACACUUAGUCACUCUCUGGCUGGUGUCCAGGUGAACUCCCCACAAGCAGUGUCAGACCUGGAGGAGGAGUUUGACACGUUAUUCACCGUCCUGGUUGAGAUGAAGGAGAGCAUGAUCAGCACCAUCAAACAGGAAGCGGCCAAGAAGACACAGGAAAUACAGCAUCAACUGACACAGAGCGGCAGUGCCUUGAAGAGUGCAGUGGAGCUGCUGGAGUUUGCAAACAAAGCUCUGGAUAUUAACGACGAGGACGAGUUCACUAAGGCUGCCAAGCAGAUCAAAGAUAGGGUAACCAUGGCCCCAGCCUUCAGACUGACCAUGAAGCCCAAGGCCACAGACAACAUGAACCAUCUCAUGGUGGACUUCAACCAGGAGCGACAACUCCUCCAGAACCUCAGGUUUCUGCCUGUCCCUCGAGCCCCAGAGAUAGAGGUAGGGGACUGUCUGGUGUUAGACAACACGGUGUCCGUAGCCUGGAAGAUGCCAGUGGAGGACAGUAAGAUAGACCACUACAUACUGGAGUACAGAAAGACCGACCACGAAGGACUGCCACGCAUCAAAGACCAACGGUGCUGGGAGGUGGUGGACAACAUCAAGACCACAGAAUACUCACUGUCCGGUUUAAAGUUUGACUCCAAGUUCAUGAACUUCCGGGUACGAGCUUGCAACAAGGCAGCAGCUGGAGAAUACUCUGAUCCAGUUACUCUGGAAACCAGAGCGUUUAACUUCGGUUUCGACUCGUCGUCGUCCCAUCUGAACCUGAAGGUAGAGGACAGGACUGUGGAGUGGGACCCCCAGGGGGGAAAGGGGCUGGAGAGCAAGGUCAAGGGCAAGGAGAACAAGGGCAGCGCUCAUCUUACCAAUCUGAAGAACAUGUCAAGAAGUGGAACUCCGUCUCCCAAGAGAACGUCAGCGACACGAUCACCUGCUAUCAGAGGAGGCAGAGACCGGUUCACUGGAGAGUCCUACACCGUGCUAGGUGAUACCAGUAUGGACUGUGGUCAACACUACUGGGAGGUGAAAGCCCUUAAAGACUGUAAGUCCUAUAGUGUUGGGAUCUCCUACAGGAACCUGGGAAAGUUUGACCAGCUGGGUAAGACCAACACUACCUGGUGUAUCCACAUCAACAACUGGCUGCAGGCUUCCUUCGCUGCCAAGCACAACAACAAGGCCAAGAGCCUGGACGGCACCGUACCUGAUCGCAUCGGAGUCUUCUGUGACCUGGACUCAGGACAACUGUCCUUCUACAACGCUGAAACCAAGCAGUUGAUCCACACGUUCAAGGCUAAAUUUAGCCAACCUGUUGUACCGGCCUUCAUGGUAUGGUGUGGAGGACUGAGCCUCAGUACAGGCAUGCAGGUCCCCAGUGCAGUCAAGAGUUUCCAGAAGACUGAGAACGGCCUGGGAGGAUCAAACAGCAGCCUCAACAGCAUGGCCCAGUAGCCCACACUGACUGGCUGCAUCUGAAACAGCACCCUAUUCUCUACUCAGUGCACUACUGUUGCUCUAUGCAGGCUCUAGUCAAAAGUAGUGCACUAUAUAUAGGGAAUAGGGUUCUAUAGGGCUCUGGUCUAAAGUAGUGCACUAUAUAUAGGGAAUAGGGUUCCAUUUCGGACGCAACCAAUAAUGAACUGAACUCGCUCCUCUGACUUCCUGCUUCCUGUGCAAGUACAACCCCUUCCUGUUUCUGAUCUGUCAACCCGAGCUGCACCGCUGCAGAUGCGCUGCGAGACAUGAGAAACACUGAGCGUUGGAGGAACAAAACCAGCCUCGCCUUCACUCCUCGCAGUUUAACCAAGCCGCUCCAGACCCUCAGAGGGUAUCAUCACGCAUCAGGGCUCUCCAAGCCUGUUCCCGGAGAGCUACCGUCCUGUAGGUUUGACCCUAACCUAGCACACCUGAUGCUAAUAAUAAUAAUAAUAAUAGCUGAUUCAUAAGCUGAAAUUGGGGUUGGUGUGAACCUACAGGAAGGUAGCUCUUCAGGAACAACCAAUAACCCAGCUGCAGCAUUAAGGGUUAGUGGAACCCUCUUAACUCAUGUUCCAGAUCGCUUAGAGGUGUUCCAACAUUUAUAUUAAGAUUUGUCAUUCUGGAGCAGGAAUGCUAGACGUUUAAUCAGGGAAUAGAUGAGUGCACUUUUCUCUCCUUUUGUUUUAGUUAGAAGAGUUUUACAUCGUUCUGUCUCUCUGAAGUGUGAACGGCAUGACGACACACCAUGUUGAUUACUACUUAACAGCGCCUGUAUUGACUCGUAUAUUUCUGUGUGUGUGUGUGUGUGUGUGUGUGUGUGUGUGUGUGUGUGUGUGUGUGUGUGUGUGUGUGUGUGUGGUUUUGUGUUUGUGUGUGGUUGUGUAUGACUAUAGCCGUGUCAGUGAAUGGAUUAUAGCUCCUCCCUCUCUCGUAGAGGCGUCGUUUUGGUUUGAACCCUCAGUUUCUUCAGUAUGCUACUGAACAAUAUCUUGUCCGAACUAAACUGCAGCUUUGCACUAAAUACAGUACCUGAAGCAGGGUUGACUUAACUUACCUUUAUGAUGUCGUUCUGCCGUUUUCUUCUCAUGAUUGACUUCGUCCUGUUAGUUGUGCAGCAGACUUGGUGUGACCCUGUGUAGGCGUCCCAAAUCACACCCUAUUCCCUAUAUAGUGCACUACUUUUGAACCAAGGGGCCCCUGUGACGAUCCCUGGUCAUGCAACUGUCCCUAUGGGGGCCUGGGCAAAAGUAGUGCCCUAAUAUAAAGGACUAGGGUUCCAUUUGGGACGCAGGCUGUGAACCUAGACGUCAGAGUGUGUUGAUCUGUGUCUGUACGUCAUUGAGAAUUGUGUGUUCUUAUUCAUGUCUUAUGGCGCCCUAUUCUCUUUUUUUAUAGUGCACUAAAUAGGGAAUAGGGUGCCGUUAAGGACUCUCGUAUUACUGUACCUUUUUUAAAGCGUUCAGAAGUUAAUCUCGUGAUAUGGCAACAAAAAAAACGGCAGUUCUUAAAUGAGGUACCUUUUUUUGUUGAAAAGGGUGAUAGACAUCAGAUAUACACUGAGCGUGCAAAACAUUAAGGACACCUUCCUAAUGUCGAGUUGCAGCCCCUUUUGCCCUCAGAACGACCUCAAUUUGUGGGGGCAUGAACAAGGUGUUGAAAGCGUUCCACAGGGAUGCUGGCCCAUGUUGACUCCAAUGCUUCCCACAGUUGUGUCAAGUUGGCUGGAUGUCCUUUGGGUGGUGGACCAUUCUUGUUACACACAGGAAACUGUAGAGUGUGAAAAACCCAGCAGCUUUGCAGUUCUUGACACACUUAAACCGGUGCGCCUGCCACCUACUAUCAUACCCCGGUCAAGGUCACUUAAAUCUUUUGUCUUGCCCAUUCACCCUCUGAAUGGCACUCAUACACAAUCCAUGUCUCCAUUGUCUCAAGGCUUAAAAAUCCUUCUUUAACCUGUCACCUCCCCUUCAUCUACACUGAUUGAAGUGGAUUUAACAAGUGACAUCAAUAAGGGAUCAUAUCUUUCACCUGGAUUCACUUGGUCAGUCUAUGUCAUGGAAAGAGCAGGUGUUCCUAAUGUUUUGUCCACUCAGUGUCAUAUUGAUGCAUGCGGUCGUCAUCAGUUGGAAUGAGAUGUCUGUCCAAAUUGUGUCAAAACCACCAAAGAUUACGUUUAGUGAGGGGAAAUUGAUAUGUGAAUACUUUAUAUUCUGCCACCUGGUGUCUGGAUGAUGUCAUUGUAAUAAUUCAGGACGAGAUCCUACAGCCACACCUCUCUGACCACUACACACUACAACCAGACACAUCUCUGACCACUACAGCCAGACACAUCUCUCUGACCACUACACACUACAACCAGACACAUCUCUCUGACCACUACACACUACAACCAGACAUCUCUCUGACCACUACACACUACAGCCAGACACAUCUCUCUGACCACUACACACUACAACCAGACACAUCUCUCUGACCACUACACACUACAACCAGACACAUCUCUCUGACCACUACAACCAGACACAUCUCUCUGACCACUACACACUACAGCCAGACACAUCUCUGACAACUACACACUACAACCAGACACAUCUCUCUGACCACUACACACUACAACCAGACACAUCUCUGACCACUACACACUACAACCAGACACAUCUCUCUGACCACUACACACUACAACCAGACACAUCUCUCUGACCACUACAGCCAGACACAUCUCUCUGACCACUACACACUACAACCAGACACAUCUCUCUGACCACUACACACUACAACCAGACACAUCUCUCUGACCAC
Salmo salar (Atlantic salmon) is the source of this 4573-nucleotide messenger RNA. Its product is annotated as FSD1-like protein. Gene Ontology annotation, molecular function: protein binding. NCBI's taxonomy places the organism in Eukaryota, Metazoa, Chordata, Actinopteri, Salmoniformes, Salmonidae. The record is from RefSeq and is a predicted model, not a curated record.